This is a messenger RNA of Vicugna pacos (alpaca), 2005 nucleotides long. NCBI's taxonomy places the organism in Eukaryota, Metazoa, Chordata, Mammalia, Artiodactyla, Camelidae. The record is from RefSeq and is a predicted model, not a curated record.
CUUCUUUUUUAAGGCUGAGUCAUAAUCUGUUGUCUGGAUAGACCACAUUUUGUUUAUCCACCCGUCCAUCAAUGGACACUUGGGUUAUUUCCAUCUUCGGGAUGCUGUGAACAAUGCUACUGUGAACGUGGGUGUGCAGAUGUCUCUCGGGGCCCCUGCUCAUGCUCUGUUUGGAUGCAUAGGAGACAGUCUGGAGAGGAGGACAGCACACUGAUCCCGGCAAAACGAGGCUGGGGUGGAGGGUGAAGGUGGCACCAUGACUUGCUAUUUCAUACACUUUAUAUUGUGGUUUUUUCACAAUAAGCGCUAGAUUGUGUUUUACAGUUGGUAAAUUAGGAACGCACUAAUUGUUACGCUUUUGCUUUGUGCUCUCUUAAGAGCUGGGCAGACCCUCUACCAGAGAUCCCUCCACACAUUGUGCAGGAAUGCAGACUGAGGCUGACAGAGAAUCCUUCCAAGGACGUCUUUGAGGAGUGUGCCCGGCCUACGAUUCUUCAUCGAUGGAUUUGUUCACUAAAUUUGCAUUUUCAACCGUCUGAUUAAGCAAACAUACUCAGAUUCUGUUCUGACGUUGAAAAACAUGGGUUUUGUACGUGAUGUAUGAGGUGGAUCAGAAAUUCUGCCAUCUCUGUGCAUAAAUUUCAAGAUACAGACUUAAAAGUCGCUAAUCUUUAGAGUCGUCCAUAACUAUUUAAGUGGAAAACCAUUUGAAGAGUACCAAGAAAGCUCAUAUUUUUCUCGAUUUUUACAGUGGAAAUGGCUGGAAAGGUUUGUGCCUGUCAGGUGCGAGCUACAGGAAAAAUGUAUGCCUGUAAAAAGCUAGAAAAGAAAAGAAUAAAGAGGAGGAAAGGGGAAGCUAUGGCUCUAAAUGAAAAAAGAAUCCUAGAGAAGGUUCACAGUCGAUUUGUAGUUAGUUUAGCCUACACUUACGAGACCAAAGAUUCCUUGUGUUUGGUGCUAACCAUUAUGAACGGAGGGGACUUGAAGUUUCACAUUUACAACUUGGGCAAGCCCGGCUUUGAUGAGCAGAGAGCUGUGUUCUAUGCUGCAGAGGUGUGCUGUGGCUUGGAAGAUUUACAGAAGGAAAGAAUCGUGUACAGAGACUUAAAGCCCGAGAACAUCCUCCUGGAUGACCGUGGGCACGUCCGGAUUUCAGAUCUCGGUUUAGCCGUGGAGAUCCCAGAAGGGCAGACGAUUCAAGGAAGAGCGGGGACGGUCGGCUACAUGGCUCCUGAAGUUCUCAAUAACGAGAACUACACGUUUAGUCCCGAUUGGUGGGGACUUGGCUGUCUGAUAUAUGAAAUGAUUCAGGGACAUUCUCCAUUCAAAAAAUUCAAAGAGAAGGUCAAGCGGGCAGAGGUGGAGCGGAGAGUGAAGGAGGACACAGAGGAGUACUCCGGGAGGUUCUCCAAGGACGCCGUGUCCAUCUGCAGCAUGUUACUCACCAAGAACCCCAAGCAACGCCUGGGCUGCACGGGCGAGGGAGUGGCUGACGUCAAGGGACACCCUGUGUUCAAGGACAUUAACUUCCAGAGGCUGGAAGCCAACACGUUAGAACCCCCUUUCUGUCCCGAUCCACACGAGGUUUACUGCAAGGAUGUCGCGGACAUUGAUCAGUUCUCCUCAGUGAGGGGCGUGUACCUGGACAGCAGCGACAACGCCUUCUACAGCCAGUUUGUCACUGGGUGUGUCCCCAUCCCCUGGCAGAACGAGAUGAUCGAGUCUGAAUGUUUCAAGGACAUCAACGAGAGUGAGCAUGAGGAAAAUGUGACAUUAGAUCCAGCAGAGAAGGCACAGCAACCAGUUCCCAAACCAAGGAGAAGCUUCUUGUACAGACUUUUCACAAGAGGGGGCUGCAUCAGCACGGACCCCAGCGAGAAGGAGGAGCUGCCCGCCCAACGGUGACUGCUCGCCGUGCAGCGGGACCUUCACCCGGGAACACGUGCUCGAGGUCUCAUCCCAUCUGUGAGCUGCAAUAAACACGUGCGACACAUCUUAAAAUGUG